UCUUUUUCUGUCCCCUUCUCCUCAGACCAGUGACAGAUUCUCAAAGCACAGCAAUUGAAAGAGACUUCCAAGACAAGUGAGUAGCUGAAUGAAAGUUAAUACUUUACUUGAUAAAACUCACGACAUGGAUGACUGCUACACUGGCACAAUCAAUAGUAGUUCAGAAAUGCCAUCAAAAGCCCUUGCCCCCAGGGAAACAUAGGUAUCUUUCACACGGGGGAACUUUUUAACUUUUUUUGUAAAGUAGAUGGGUUUAUUUUAAAGAGAUAAAGACAUCCAGAAAGAAGCAAACUCCCAAGUAGUCCAUGGCUUUCUGCCAGCCUAGGGCCAUACUGUCUAAAGGAAUUACUUCUAAGGGAGCCAUGAAAAAGUAGUUGUGGAUAACAUACAUCCAGCAUACACAGUUUCAUCAUGAGAAAGUAAACAUAAAAAGUAUGGAAAUAUGCAAGAUUACUUGGAGGAUCAGAAUUAAGAGCCCUUUCGCCAACUAAAAAGAUGAAAGCCAAAAAACAAGUCCUAAGUCUGCAGUUUAUGUACUCUUCAACUCAGACAGAUGCGAACUCCUACUAAUUGCAGAGGAAUUGUUCACUAGCUUGGAGAUACACACUACAAUAAUCUGGAAAAGACAGCUGGAGGCUGGCAAAACUGACCUAUAACAGUUUGCCAAGUUUUAUUUUAAAUGACCAAGGAAGCUCUUCAAACUCUUAGAGAAAUAAAUUAGUUUGCUCUCUUCUCCAGUAAUUAGAUUGGAAAAACCAAGUAUCCAGUAAAUGUAAAUCGGUGUUUUUAAGUAGUGCUUCCCAAGUGGAUACCCCAAUUUGUUAUCCCUGAAGAAUAAAGAUUAACAAACCUACAAAAAAAGUUACAACACUCCUGACUCAAACCGCUAGAGGAAUUCCUUUUGUGUAUUUAGAAUUUUAAGCACAUAGAAAUGCAUUAAACGCUAUUAGGGAUUCAAACAGACGCAACUGUUUCUCAGAAUUUGUAACGUGAAUAUUAAUGUAGACGCAUGCUCUCCUACCCUAUGGUAUACAGUUACACACUUUAAUACUGUUAGAUUUAAAUCCUAAUAAGGACGCUCCAUCUCUUGAACUGUUCAGUGGGCGUAAGCAGGGCCCAGGCUGGUGGGAGACACAGGGAUGGCGACCUCCUGCAGCUCCUGUGUGGGCUUUUUUCUUCACUUUGGGAGCCUGCCAGCAGGCCGCGGCUAGAGAGAGCCCUCCCAUCCCGUUUUACAGCGGCAGAACGAUAGUUACGGGUGGCAAGAACACACAGCACAGCCGACGGAGCUACUGCCUCAGCGCCCCGCAGCCGCUUCCCUCAGGCGGCAAAAUGGCGGCGGCAGCUGUGAGGGGAGGGGGCGCCGGGGCGAGUCCGCAUCGCGGCCGUUAGCCACCGCCUCCUUCUCCUCCUCUUCCCGCCCUGCCGGCGGGGAGGAGCGCCGAGUUGCGGCCUGUGCCGUUCACGCCCCCUCGGGGAAGCGGUGGGGCCGGGGUGCGGGGUAGCGCUCUGCCAUCCUCCUCCUCCUCUCGCCGCAGGCUCGGUCUUGUCCCCCUUCUCCCUGAGCUGCUCGGAGCCCGGGCCUGAGGAAAAAUGAUAUUCAUCCAGCAUUCCUGAGUAAUAAGAAUGGGUCCAGAUGUACCACUGCUCAACGAUUACAAGCAAGAGUUUUUCUUGAAGCGCUUUCCACAGACUGUGCUGGGAGGUCCCCGGUUUAAACUGGGCUAUUGUGCCCCCCCUUACGUAUACGUGAAUCAGAUCAUUCUUUUCUUGAUGCCAUGGGUUUUGGGAGGAGUAGGAACGCUUCUGUACCAAUUAGGCUUUAUGAAAGACUAUUAUACCGCAGCACUUUCAGGAGGACUGAUGUUUGUCACUGCGCUUAUUCUUCAGAUGGCCAAUCUAUAUGCAAAACAGAAAACAGUGACGGUAGAAAGAAUGCAAAUCCAGAAUGCUCUAACAGAUGAAGAUGAGUUUGAAUUUUCCAGCUGUGUAGGUUCAGAGACAGUAAAAUUUAUUAUUCCUGGCAAGAAGUAUAUAAUCAACACUGUAUUUCACUCGCUUCUGGCAGGGGUGUUGUGCGGGCUGGGAACUUGGUAUUUGCUGCCAAACAGAAUAACCUUGCUAUAUAACAACAUUGGAGGGACUGUUAUGGUCUUUGUAUUUGGAUGGGUGACUGUAUGCAUAGCAGAGUAUUCGUUAAUUGUAAAUACAGCUACCGAGACUGCUACUUUCCAAGCCCUGGAUACUUAUGAAAUCACCGCUCUGAUGAGACCUUUCUAUAUUUUUGUCUUUAUUGCAGUGGAUCUUGCACACAGGUUUGCUGUCAACGCGCCCAUUCUAGAGCAGGCAAACCAGAUUUUGCACGUCGUAUUUCUUUGUCUGCCGUUCUUGUGGGCAAUGGGAAUUCUGCCCCCGCUUGACGCACUUUUUCUGUGGGGAAUGGAACAACUGUUGGAGUUUGGACUAGGAGGUUCACCUAUGUCAAGUAACACAAAGUUGUUAGUAAUGUUUCUCAUUUCUGCUGGAACAGCAAUAGCGUCGUAUUUCAUUCCCAGCACUCUCGGUGUGAUCCUCUUCAUGACUGGAUUUGGGUUCAUACUGAGUCUUAACCUAAGCGAGAUUGGUUUUGCCUUCAAACACACCAUGAGCAGCCGGUUAGCCUCCAGCAAAUCUAAAGAUAUGCGUAGUGGUCUUAGAAUACAGCUCGGGUGGAGGGAGUUUAUUUUUUAUUUGACUGUACUGACACUUGCUCUCACAGAAGCUAGCCUGCUGCAUCAGUUUGCAGGCUUUUCAUCGUUUUCCAAGGCCAGUCCCCAGGCUGUAGUGAGUUACAUUCUGCUCGUAUUACUUGUAACUAUGUGGAUUCUUAGAGAGAUUCAGAGAGUGUACUUGUUUGGAACCUUCCGAAACCCCUUUUAUCCCAAGGAUAUCAGGACUGUGACUGUGUUCAUGGAGAAGCAAAGAAGGCUAAUGAAAGUUGGUGUUGUCAGGAGGAUUUUACUAACACUAGUGUCUCCGUUUGCUAUGAUAGCAUUCCUGUCACUAGACCGUUCACUACAAAAUCACCAUUCCGUGUCUGUUUCCAUCGGAUUCACAAGAAUAUUUAGGAUGGUAUGGCAGAAUACAGAAAAUGCCCUGCUGGACAUCGUGGUUGUGUCAAUAGCACAAAUGUUGGUGUUCAGUCCAGACCUAUGGUGGAACAGGAGCCUUGAUACGGGAAUCAGACUGUUGCUGGUUGGUAUCCUACGGGAUCGACUGCUUCAGUUUGCCUCAAAGCUGCAGUUUGCCAUAGCCAUUCUUCUGACAUCAUGGACAGAGAAAAAACAACGCCGUAAAUCUGCCGCCACCUUAAUCACGCUGAAUGUGGUUUUCUUCCCAGUCCUGCUGAUCUUCAUCGCCGUCUCUGCGCUCCUUUCUUCUCCACUGCUGCCUCUCUUCACGCUGCCGGUAUUUCUGAUUGGGUUUCCUAGGCCGAUCCGAAGCUGGCCAGGACCGGUGGGUGCCACUGGUUGUGUUUGCUCUGACACGGUGUACUACCAGCAGAUGGUUCCAAGCCUGGCUCUUGCUCUGCAGUCUGCAUUAGCAGCUGGUAGCCUAGGUCUCUCUCUACCUGGAUCGCAUUACUUGUGCCGUUUUCAGGAUAGACUGAUGUGGAUCUUGGUGCUGGAAAAAGGCUUCACUUACUGUGGCGUUAAUAUUAAGGGACUGGAGCUGCAGGAAACAUCCUGCCAUGCUGCUGAAGCUCACAGAGUGGAUGAGAUUUUCGAAAUGGCCUUUGAACAUCAGGAGCACACGAAGAUUCUCUCUCUUAAUCACCAUUUUGGACACAUUUUGACUCCUUGUACUGUUCUACCUGUGAGACUGUAUUCUGAUGCCAGAAAUGUGUUAUCUGGAAUAAUUGACUCCCAUGAGAAUUUAAAGCAUCUAAAAGAUGAUUUCAUUAAAGUGCUUGUAUGGAUGCUUGUCCAGUAUUGCUAUAAAAAGUCAAAAGCAUGGGAAACCCUGGGCAGUGCAGACAGGAACAAGAAAGGGCCAUUUGCAGGAAAGCAGCACAGCAGUGCAGUAGAAGCACCCGGGCCUCGGAGGGAUGAAGAAAGCUUCAGCGUUGAUACAGUUGAGGACUGGACUGAUGAUAGUGACAUUUUUGAUCUCGAACCCAGGGGCAGAAUGAGAGACAGAAAAGAACCUCGAGGUUUGGGAAUGACACCAAAAGCGCGUCUGUCUAUUCCAGGAUCUGUAGAAACACAGAGCCAAGGUGUCCCGCAGGAAAUGUUGCCGGAAGAUAAAUUACACAGGGCUGUUGUGCUUGGGCUUCCUGCUGUAGACAAAGGAAAACAGCAGGAAGUUGUACCUCAGGUUGAGUUUAGUUGCUCUUACUCAGAGCUAUUGAGCAUCCCUGAAGAAUGGAGAACGGCUCCGGUGCCUCCUUCCAAAGUGCAUGAAAUGAGGCAGAAGUUUCCAGAAGAAUGGUACCAUUUCAUUUUGAGUCAGCUGGACUUUUUUCACCUGAAGGACAAGCCUUCCAAUUUACUUGAUGACCUUAUGAAAGAUAAAGCUUUGAAAGACUUAUACGUCCACGGUGUAUUGUCGUGUUGUUUUGGUCUGUUUGGCCUGGAUAACACCGUGCCUGCCCCGAGCCACGUGUUCAGAGCGUACACUGGUGGUAUUCCUUGGUCUGUAGGUUUGGACUGGCUGACUGGCAAACCAGAGCUAUUCCAACUUGCAUUAAAAGCAUUCAGAUACACUUUUAAACUCAUGGUUGACAAAGCAAGCCUGGGUCCAGUUGAGAACUUCAAAGAGCUCGUUAACUAUCUGGAAGAAUAUGAGAACGACUGGUACAUUGGGCUGGUGUCAGAUCUGGAGUGGCAGCAAGCAGUUCUCCAAGAAAAGCCAUACCUUUUUUCUUUGGGGCACGAUCGAAAUAUGGGAAUUUACACUGGGCGAGUCCUCACUCUCCAGGAAUUGCUAGUACAAGUGGGAAAGCUUAAUGAUGAAGCUGUCCGAGGUCAGUGGGCAAAUCUGUCCUGGGAGCUGCUGUAUGCUACAAAUGAUGAUGAAGAACGCUACAGCAUCCAGGCACACCCAGUUCUUCUGAGAAACCUCACUGUGCAAGCAGCAGACCCACCCCUUGGCUACCCUGUUUAUUCUUCUGAGCUUCUGCAUCUGCCUUUGUUCUAGACUGUCUGUAGCACUUCCUUGUUAUUAUGAUUAUUAUUUGGUAAUUCCUAUUUGCCUGUUGGGAAACACGCUCGUGCUACAUUUAUACACUAGAAGUAAGACUGAGAAUCACGCUGGGUGGCAGUGCCAAACCAGCGGACGUAAUUUGCACAGAAGUGGUGCUAGCCAGAACCUUCAGCAGGCAGGAAGUUUUGUUUUCUUGCUGCUGGAACAUUUGAGACACCAUUGCCUGUGAGGCUGACAAGCCAGGAGAUGCUGAAAUUCUCUUCUCCAGGUUAGAGAAGAGCAGCACGAUUCUGAUCAUUAACUGUGUUUGGUGCGUUCUGAUUUUUUUCUUUGUAAUAGUUGGACAGGUGACUUGCACUGCCAGGUUACAGCUCACUGUAGAACCGUCAACCACAGAGUUGAUGACCAAAGUGUAUAUAUGACUAUUUAUAUGAUUUAUUUUUUAUUCUGGCCAUUUUAUAUUGGACUGAGUUCAGUUUUAGUAUUUGUUAUAAUAUAUGCCUUCGGGUGAUCUUCCUUAGUUGUAGUAAGUUACCAGCUGUGCUUUCGUGAAGUUAUAAGGGAGGAUUUUUACCAAAGUACAUGUUGUGGGGGGCAAAGACAUUCCUAUAAAACAGUUGCAUUGACACUUUAAUAACCCGUAUGGCCCACUGAUGAAAGUGGGCAUGUGUGAUUAGGGAUCAGAUGGAAUUUGAGUCCAAAUGGAUGAAUUUGAUUUCGUUCUUCCAGUACCCAGCUGUAUAUAUUUAAACUGUUGUGUGUAACCUAUGUCCCCAUCACUAAGCAGUCUUCCACAGAUGCAGUGAGUGCUUGAUGACUGAGGGUGGAAUCCUCUGUCUUUGACAGAAUUCUUGUUGUUUUUUUUCACCUUAGCAGAGCUUAAAACGAUUGGCAAUUGUUUGGUACUAUUACAGGUCUCCUUUAAAACAGGCCUGGGUCAUCUCUCCAGUGAUUAGUUUAUCCUGGUCAUUACCACCAGUCAUUAGCACAUGUAUUUUCUCUGUAGAGCUAUAGCUACAGUGUAGUUAUUGCUGGCGUAGGUUGAGCAGGAUGUAAGCAUUUGUCUUUCUUUAAGCUGUAAAAUCAAUUUAAAGCACAUCUGCUCUGUAACUGGUAUGGUGUUGGUUUAGAGAACCCUGUACUGCAUAACUCGGAGCAUGUGUAUUACUUCUACUUCUCACCUUUAAGACGUUUUCCUGCUGGAUCAAGUUUGUCACUGGACCAUGCACUAUGUACGUGGUUAUUAACUGUUUGUUUCUACCAGUGAAGUAUGCAAACCCUGUAAUGGAAUUCAGAAGAGGUACCGGAACAGCCAUCAAACCCCAGAGUACAACCCUCUCACAGUACAGGAUGAAAUUCACACAGUAUUAAUGGAAUAAGCUUUUAGAAAGUGAUUGUUUGGUGUGCAGGAGCGUGAACAGCAAAGCGCUGAUAACUACAGAAAUCCUCGCUUGCUCUCUAUCUGGAAACACGGAGUCGUGGACACAGAUCUGGUGGGGGCUUUUACAGAGCACCUACUUCAGCUCCCUGUCAAGAGGGACUACUCCUGGCAAAUGUUUAAACCGUCUUAAAACAUUUAAUACCAGUUGGAAAGGUUGGGGUUGUUGUUUUCUUUUUCCUCUAUCUGAUUUAAACCUCCCUGCCUCAUUGUAUGCCUCCUACUGACUUACCUUCACAGAAAAUUUCAUUCUUUUGUUUUCUACUUUGUCUUCUGUAAAACGAAUAAACUAGCUGAGAAAAGAC
Numida meleagris (helmeted guineafowl) is the source of this 6927-nucleotide messenger RNA. It is a transcript of the gene PCNX4, whose product is annotated as pecanex homolog 4. The record is from RefSeq and is a predicted model, not a curated record. The coding region runs from base 1627 to 5178 and encodes 1183 amino acids. The transcript is spliced from 11 exons. NCBI's taxonomy places the organism in Eukaryota, Metazoa, Chordata, Aves, Galliformes, Numididae. Gene Ontology annotation, cellular component: membrane.